AUGGCGCACCAUGCAGACGGUUCAAAAGCAACUCAAAACCCUCUUAGAGAUGCCAAGGUGGGAGGCAUCUGGCGACUGGGCCGAAAAAUAGGCUCCGGAUCCUUUGGAGAUAUAUACAAAGGCGUGAACGUACAAACCGGCGAAGAAGUGGCCAUGAAGGUCGAGAGCGCAAAGGCGAAGCAUCCCCAGCUAAUAUACGAGUCCAAGUUGUUGAAGCACUUGCAGGGAGCCCCAGGUAUCGCGCAGAUAUAUUACUGUGAUGCGGAAGCAGAUUUCAACAUUAUGGUGAUGGAACUGCUUGGACCAAGCCUCGAAGACCUGUUCAACCUCUGCAGCCGUCAGUUCACGCUUCGCACCAUUCUGUUGAUCGCUGACCAAGUGCUCGAUCGCGUUGAAUACUUGCACAGCAAGAAUUUCAUUCACCGCGACAUCAAGCCAGACAACUUCCUGAUCGGGAGAGUGAACAGUCCCCACCAGAGCUUGAUUUACAUGAUAGACUACGGACUAGCGAAGAAAUACCGUGACUCGAAGACCCAUCAGCACAUUCCAUACAGGGAAAAUAAGAACUUGACGGGGACGGCGCGGUAUGCAUCUAUCAGUGCGCACCUUGGUUCGGAACAGAGUAGACGCGAUGACCUCGAGGCCGUGGGCUAUGUCCUCAUGUACUUUUGCAGAGCGGGGACGCUCCCGUGGCAAGGUAUAAAGGCGAAUACGAAACAAGAAAAGUAUCAUAAGAUCAUGGAGAAGAAGAUGUCUACGCCAGUCGAGGUUCUCUGCAAAGGAUAUCCUCCGGAAUUCGCAACCUAUCUCAACUAUUGUCGGCAGCUUCGUUUUGAAGAUCGCCCGGACUACGCAUAUCUUCGGGGUCUUUUUAAGGAUCUAUAUAUUAAAGAGGGAUUUGAUCAGCCCGAUGGCGUUUUUGACUGGACGCCGAAGCUGGCGGCUCGAAGUUCCACUGUUGGCUAUUCAGGGGAUCGUCUUCAUGGCCAUUGUGCGCAGGAACCACGGCAUCGCUCUCGACGGGAGCAAGACAGGCUUGCACCUGGCCGGAGUCGAGAUGCCAGCAAAAACCAGAUAACUGUUGGUAAUGGCAACUUGGGAAAUCCUUCGAUGGCAACCAACCCCGGCGGCCCCUCAGUGAUGGUUCCGGAGCGUGCGAGUGGUGAAGCAGGCGAGCCAGCUGCAGCGGACGCGCAGCUGCAGGAGGAAGCUUUUGUGUCAAGUCUCCCACGAAGGCAUGAGAGGCAGACAGAGCCUCUAUCGGCACACAGCUAA
This is a messenger RNA of Cyclospora cayetanensis, 1275 nucleotides long. RefSeq names its product casein kinase I. Lineage: Eukaryota; Apicomplexa; Conoidasida; Eucoccidiorida; Eimeriidae. Gene Ontology annotation, biological process: peptidyl-serine phosphorylation; signal transduction; endocytosis. The record is from RefSeq and is a predicted model, not a curated record. The coding region runs from base 1 to 1275 and encodes 424 amino acids. Gene Ontology annotation, cellular component: cytoplasm; nucleus. Gene Ontology annotation, molecular function: ATP binding; protein serine/threonine kinase activity. The transcript is spliced from 11 exons.